AUGGGGUGGCCGAAAGGACUAAUCUGCUCUUACUUAACGACUGCCGAACAUUACUCACUUCCGUUCAAACUCCCUGAUGAUUUAUGGUUUUAUGCUGUUAAAUUCGCCACUUUAAUGCGAAAUUCAAUAGUAACCACAAGCACAAAGGAGUCACCAAGAGCAAAGGCCGGUCUGACAGGACUUGAUAUUAGCACAGUCCUACCAUUCGGACAACCAGUAAUCGUGAACAAACCCAAAACAUUCAGCAAGCUACACAGCAGAGGUUGGAAAGGAUACGCUCUGUGCCCAUCAUCAAUAUCAUUCGGAUACCUCAUCUACGUGCCCGGGGCACCUCAAGAUAUAAUUGACACCCGCCACUACCGAGCUAUCCGUGAUGAAGUAGGAACCUAA
This is a messenger RNA of Torulaspora delbrueckii, 390 nucleotides long. RefSeq lists its product as uncharacterized. The coding region runs from base 1 to 390 and encodes 129 amino acids. The record is from RefSeq and is a predicted model, not a curated record. Lineage: Eukaryota; Fungi; Ascomycota; Saccharomycetes; Saccharomycetales; Saccharomycetaceae. The transcript has a single exon.